Molecule: messenger RNA, 1474 nt
Organism: Neoarius graeffei (lesser salmon catfish)
Lineage: Eukaryota; Metazoa; Chordata; Actinopteri; Siluriformes; Ariidae
Gene: ptgr1.1
Product: prostaglandin reductase 1, tandem duplicate 1
Exons: 8
Coding region: 83-1153 (356 amino acids)
Biological process (GO): prostaglandin metabolic process
Cellular component (GO): cytoplasm
Molecular function (GO): 15-oxoprostaglandin 13-reductase [NAD(P)+] activity; 2-alkenal reductase [NAD(P)H] activity
Source: RefSeq, a predicted model, not a curated record
CCAGCACGUAUCAUAUCACAGCAGUUUCCCUGGUGAGAAGUUGGAACGCUACAGCAGUUGCCUCAAGGAGGGGAAAAAAAAAAUGGUCCAAGCCAAGACCUGGGUCCUGAAGCAGCACUUUGAGGGUUUUCCCAAAGAUGGCGAUUUUGCGCUGGAGCUGGAGGAGCUACCGGAGCCAAAAGAUGGAGGUUGGUGCAUGAAAACUGCAUUUUGCUUUCUGUCCUAUGGAUGUGUGUCUUAUUUUUGCUCACUGUGGUUGAUUGUUGCAGAAGUACUUGUGGAAGCAGUGUUCCUCAGUGUGGAUCCCUACAUGCGGCCUUUUAGUCGCAUGCGAAUGCAGCCUGGAGAGGUGAUGAUCGGAACUCAGGUGGCCAAAGUAAUUCAGAGUAAAAACCCAACAUAUCCUGAAGGCAGUCACGUGGUUUGUCGCUGCGGAUGGAGGACACACACUAUAUCAGACGGAACUGGUUUAAUUCGAAUCCUGAGCGACUGGCCUAAAGAUGUUCCGCUUUCUCUUGCUCUUGGAGGCGUCGGCAUGCCAGGGCUGACUGCUCUAUAUGGUUUAGAAGAGGUGUUGGCCAUCAAACCCGGGGAAACCCUCCUGGUGAACGCAGCGGCUGGUGCCGUGGGGAGCGUCGUGGGUCAGAUUGCUAAAACGAAAGGCUGUAAAGUGGUGGGUUCAGCUGGGAGCGACGCUAAAGUGGCCUGUCUGAAAGAGCUGGGUUUCGACCAGGCUUUCAACUACAAAACUGUGACCUCUCUGGAGGAAGCUCUAAAACAGGCCUCGCCAGAGGGAUACGACUGCUACUUUGAGAACGUUGGUGGCCAUUUCUCCAGUGUUGCGCUCUUGCAGAUGAAGCGGUUUGGGAGGAUUGCGGUUUGUGGAGGGAUUUCCCUGUACAAUGAUAAAGAACCCCAAACAGGUCCUUAUCCACACCUGCCUAUGAUCUUUAAGGAGUUGCGGAUGGAGGGCUUCAUGGUGGGGAGAUGGGAGCAUAAGAAUGAUGAGUCUCUCAGAAGGCUGUUUAACUGGGUGCAGGAGGGAAAGCUGAAGUGCAGAGAACAUGUGACUGAUGGCUUUGAGAACAUGCCCACUGCCUUCAUGGGCAUGCUGCAGGGGGAGAACAUCGGGAAAGCCAUUGUUAAAGUCUGAAGGCUUUCCUUCCUGCUCAGUAUCGUGAAACUGAAUCCCUUCCCUGUUGCACAUUGAAUAAAACAUGAAGUUUGGUAUUGUAGAGGGUUGUGUGGGUUUUUUUUUUUUUUAAAUAAAACCCUUUUCCACCCAUUUUCUUUAUAUAAAACCUAUUCUGUUUAAAUGUUUGGGGUUCAACAUGUGAACGCUUUUACUCACUGGAUAUGACUCCAUCUACUGAAUCAUUGAGCAAGGCUUUAAAAGUUUACCUCCUUGUGUAAGGAAAGACAAAGCUGUCAAACUGCCGUUGUAUCUUUCUUAACCUGCAGCAAUAAAACUCCA